Aaosphaeria arxii CBS 175.79 is the source of this 872-nucleotide messenger RNA. Its product is annotated as gluconate 5-dehydrogenase. NCBI's taxonomy places the organism in Eukaryota, Fungi, Ascomycota, Dothideomycetes, Pleosporales. The transcript has a single exon. The coding region runs from base 105 to 872 and encodes 255 amino acids. The record is from RefSeq and is a predicted model, not a curated record.
GUUUCUUUCGAAAAGCCUGGCUUGACUUUUGCUGCUCGAACCGAUUUUACUCUUCAUCAAAUCUGAUAUUCUCAUCGGGUAGUACUUCCGAGUAAUUGCAGGAAAUGGCAACUCCUCUCCACGGCAAGGUCGCCAUUAUCACAGGCGGAUCCCGCGGCAUUGGCAGGGCCAUUGCUCUCGAAUUAGCAACUCGUGGUGCAAACGUCCUUAUCACAUAUGCGAGCGCACGGUCGGCGGCGGACGAGGUUGGCCAGGAGGUAGAGGCUCUCGGUGUGGAGUUUCUGGCGGUCGCGGCAGCCGGAUCGGAUCCUGGUGCUCCAAAGGCCAUCGUCGACGCAGCAGUCAAGAAAUGGAACGUCAUAGACAUCAUUGUCAACAGCGCGGCUACUGGAGGAAAUUUCGGGCUUCUCGAAACUACCGAAGACAUUUUUAUGGAGCAGGUUACUGUCAACCUGCGCUUUCCCCUAUUCCUCAUCAAAGCGGCUGUUCCGCAUUUCGGGGUAGCGCCUAGGAUCGUCAAUAUGUCCAGCAUCUACGCAAGAAGUGGCCAUGCUGAUGUUCUUGUUUACUCGGCUUGUAAAGGGGCGAUGGAGUCUGCAACGCGCUGUCUUGCAAGAGAGUUGGGUCACAAAUAUCAUGCUACCGUCAAUUGCAUCAAUCCUGGCCCUGUCAACACGGAUUUAUGGGCGAAGACUAUAGCGGACCCCGAGGCUAAAGAGUUCUGGGACGCUCCGGUCAGAGAAACUCCAGCUGCUCCUCGUGUUGCGGAACCGCAUGAUGUGGCCCACGUUGUAGCGUUUCUAUGUGAGGAGCGUACUAAAUGGACUACGGGCAGUGUUGUGAACGUGAAUGGAGGGAUGCUGUUUGUAUAG